AUGGACGCUGUGCUGGAUCUGCUCAAGUGCAGCAUCUGCCCCAAGCAACCCUCCUUCAGCGAUGUCUCCCAUUUACUUACCCAUGUCAGCUCCAAAGGCCACUUGUCUCACCUCCACAAGCUCCAGGUUCGAAGCCACCAAGAGGUCGAAGCGGGCUUGCUGCUCAUCAACUACAACAAAUGGUACGAUCACCAUGGCCUGGCUGGGUUGCUCUCAGAGAGAAUGGUUCUGAAGCAGGCCAAAAAGGCAGGAAGAAAAAAGACUGCUGCAGAACAGGGUGCCUAUGUCACGGAGACCGGGGCUACAGCUCAACCUCCACAAGAUCAGGUAAUGCAGCUACGCAGAGGUGAAGGAAGCCGUAGCCAGAGACAAAAGAGAUCAGUACGAACCCGUCGAAGCAGGCCUAUCCUCGACAACGAUAGCGACUUUGAAUACAGUCCGGUCAAACGGUACGGGUUUGGCCCGCCCCAAGCGCUGUGUAUGCAUACACUGACCAAAUCUAGUCGAUCCAAGCCUCGACGCCCUCAUGUAGUUUCUCCGGUCAAUCACAAUAUCUACAACAAUGACGACAGUACCGCGCCCCGAGGCCACCAGCCCCUUGCUACCCCAGAGCACAGCAAGCUGAAAGGGACCAUAUGGCCAGGAAUGGACUUGUUCGAUGCAGCUACUGAAGAAAUGAAGAGAAAGAGGAAUCAGAAGAAAGACGGCUCGGUGGUCAGACAUAUGCAACGUCUGGCAGCUCUGGUUGAACCCACUGAGGUGGUCUAUUCUCCAAGUGGCAAUAUGAUGAAAGCCAGACACAUUGAUGAUCUCGAGGACACAAGCAGCCUGAUCGAUGGUGAAUCUCCGAUCCCAAAGACGAAGCAGGUUCGCCCACGAAAGAGACAGCCACUCAAAGAGAAGGACACCAAUGCUCCAAGACUUGUCAAGCGCAAAUCGAGAAACACCCCUUUGAAAAAGCGGGCUCGUCAAGCAUUGGACCAAAGCAUACCCCCACUACCUUAUCUUCCAAGUUCAUCGACUGGCGAAUCCUAUACCCUUGGUCCAGGAUUCUUACAGAUGGAAGAUGAUGAGGAAGAUUGGAAGCCUAUGGUCGGAAACGGCUCACGCAAGAAACGCUCGUCUCAAUUCACAAUUUUUGAUGACGGCAGUCCAGGCUAUGGUCCUGCCACCCCAGCAGACCAGCGUCGUAAUCCAUUCCAGGUUCCACCACCGCCAUACUUGAACAGCGAACGUCCACAACUCCCGACUAUCUCGGCGUCUUGGCUGCAGCCACAGCACCAAGCUGGCGCGCAGUACGCAGGACUCUACAGUGUUUGUCGACCGAUGUCUCGUGAUUCCCAAGACUUUUACGAUACAGGCCGCGGCAAAGAAAAUGCUCUUCCAUUUGCCGGUCUUCAAUCAGAUUAUCGGACCAUGACCACAAACCCUUUGUCGUGGAAAUCCCCGGUUCGAGAUGGCAUAACCUUGCCGAAUCCCCCGGGGUCGCCCUUGAGUAAUAUUUUCGGUGUUUUCCCCCUGGAGGCGCUUCAUGAAGACCCAUUUGUAUCUACCAAAAAUCCCUUGGCUGAUGCAUUGGAGCAUUUCGAAGAGGAAAUGCGUAGCACAGAUACCAAGGUGCCGCCAUCUCUUCUGCAGAACACUACAGAUGAUGAGGAUACGAAACCGCAAAUUCACGCCCUUGCAGCUAUCAGUCAUUGA
This is a messenger RNA of Exophiala spinifera, 1701 nucleotides long. RefSeq lists its product as uncharacterized. Lineage: Eukaryota; Fungi; Ascomycota; Eurotiomycetes; Chaetothyriales; Herpotrichiellaceae. The record is from RefSeq and is a predicted model, not a curated record. Bases 1 to 1701 code for a protein of 566 amino acids. The transcript has a single exon.